Pseudonaja textilis is the source of this 5302-nucleotide messenger RNA. It is a transcript of the gene TEX2, whose product is annotated as testis expressed 2. Gene Ontology annotation, cellular component: endoplasmic reticulum. Lineage: Eukaryota; Metazoa; Chordata; Lepidosauria; Squamata; Elapidae. The record is from RefSeq and is a predicted model, not a curated record. Gene Ontology annotation, molecular function: lipid binding.
GCUGCCCUCCCUUGGCCGCCAGCCUUUUGACAGGCAACUGCAGCCGCCUGGUGCAGUCGCGGCAGCAAGGAGCCCGGGCUGAGAGGCUCCACGAACCGGCCGCCUCCCUCGCUCCCUCCCGCCUCUCUCUCUCUCUCUCUCUCUGGCUGCUGGCAGGAGGAGGGAGACCUUCGGCCUCGGAGGCAGCGGAGUCUGUCUGGGCCUAAGGCUGCCCGGGCAAGGGAGCCAGCCCGCCAGCCUCUCCGGGCAGUCCACAUGGCAGGCGGCGAAGGCAGAGCCUAGAUCCCGGUGUACCUCUGGGACCUGCAAUGACAAGUCUGAAUAUUAGCCAUGCAGAGAAAACCAGUGAAAUGUCCUCAAAGCAGCCAGCGCCAAAAGUGCAGGUUCAGCGAUCCAUUUCCCGAGAAACCAUCACCAUUCAUUUCUCGGCAUUUGGGAAGGAGGAGGAAGAGGAGGAGGAAGAAGAAAAGUGUACGGAGAGUCCUCCUGAGACACCCGAUGACCAAAGCAUUGUCACUGCACUUGAAGCUAAGGAAGACCUAUGCUUUGAUCAUGGUGAGCAAAAUUCUUUUGUUCCCACUACCUCGCUUUUUGUGGCUGCAUCUCCCACGGUUCUGCCAACUGUGAAACCCUUGGAGUCCCAAGGGUUUGGUGCGGUGCCAUUGGCUGCAUCACCCUCCUCAGAUUUGGGCCAAGCCCCUAGCCCACUUGGUGUGGCAUUGCCUUCAGAACUGAGAACCAGCCUUUCAUCUUCUCCUCUGUGCUCCCCGUCCAAGUCACAUGUCUUGUCUAGCACGCCAACCACUGUGACUAGCUCAAAGCCUUUCAUGAGCUUAGUCAAAUCCCUUUCCACAGACAUUGAACCAAAAGAGCCAUCUCUACCCACGAGACAUAGACAGUUAAUGAAAACUCUGGUGAAGUCUCUGUCCACAGACACUUCUAAGCAGGAGCCUGAAACAGUGUCGUUCAAACUACCCGACUCCAAAUUGAACUUGCACCUCUUCAAACAGUUCACCCAGCCUCAAAGCACAGGUAGCGAUUCGAAAACAGCUCCCUCAUCUCCUUUGACGUCUCCAGACACUCGCUCCUUUUUUAAAGUACCUGAAAUGGAAGCCAAAAUUGAGAACACAAAGAGGCGGUUUUCAGAAGUGAUUUAUGAGCCUUUUCAGCUCUUCAGCAAAAGAAUGAGUGAUGAGAGUAGCAGCCACAAGCCCAAAGCUUUAUCUUCAAGUGCUUCAGAACUGUCCAAUCUCUCCAGCUUGAAUGGCCAUUUGGAAAGCAAUAAUAACUAUAGUAUAAAGGAAGAAGAAUGUGAUUCGGAAGGAGACUUCUAUGGAAGUAAUUCCAGUGUAAAUAAGAGUACCAAAACCCAAACCACUGAAGGACACGCAAAAGAAAUGGAACCUAGAGGCUCCCCGUUCUUAAGCACAAAGGAUUCUAGUUCUAAGACUUCUCUGGUACUUGAACGCUGUUGUCUUUCCGCCCUGGCAAGCAAGGAAGAUGAAGAGUUCUGUGAGUUGUAUUCUGAGGACUUCUAUUUAAUAGAUGAUGACAGAGAAGACCAACAAUUGGAGAGUCUGCAGAAGAUAGAGGUACAAGAAGAAAUUUCUACAUUAAUUAGAAGUGAAGGUGAAUUUGAACUACCAGCACCACAAGCUAGGCUGCCGAUGAAGACGCUGUACUUUCUCACCAUGUUGAUCUAUGUUUACCUUAUACUUCCUCUCCCUAGUUACUUCAGUGGACUUUUCUUGGGAAUUGCUAUUGGAUUUAUUAUUGCUACCUGCGUAAUUUGGCUUUUUACACCAAGUGCUACAAAUAACAGGCGAUGUUCCAAUUGGAACAGCCAGAUUAAUGAAGAAGUUCUGGAUAUUGAGGAGCCUGAGAUAUUUAAGGGCUGGAUGAAUGAAAUCUACAGUUAUGAUCCAGAAACCUAUCACGCUACGUUGACUCACUCUAUUUUUGUGAGACUCGAAGGAAGCAUCCUGAGACUUUCAAAACCUAAUAAAAAUAUUUCCAGAAGAGCUUUUUACAAUGAAACCAAGCCAGAAGUUACCUACAUUAGCCAGAAAAUUUAUGAUCUUACAGAUAGUAAGAUUUAUUUGGUUCCCAAAAGUUUGGCUCGAAAACGAGUCUGGAAUAAAAAGUACCCAAUCUGCAUUGAGCUUGGGAGACAAGACAAUUUCAUGGCCAAAGUCCAGACUGAUAAAGACAUCUCAGAAGAAAAAAUCUCUAUAGAAAAAGAAAACCUAAGCAGUGAAGAAAUUUGGAAACCCUCUCAGGAUGGAGCAAAAUCUGGUACCCAGAAGAACCAAGUGCUUUAUUUAUUUGCAAGAACAGGUCGAGAGAAAGAGGAAUGGUUUAGGAGAUUCCUUGUCGCCCACAAAUUAAAAUCUGAAGAAAAAAAGCCUAUCUUCAUUUGGGGAAACAAGUCAGGCUCCUUGCCAGGACACAGUCGAUCCAAUAGCCAGUCUGGGAUUCUUACACACAGCCGCAGCAGCAGUAAAGGAAGUGUAGAAGAAGUCCUUCCUCAACCAAAGCUGAAGGAUCUGGGUCCCAACAUUAGACAGAAAAUACUUUUAGACUAUAAUGUCUACAUGGCAAGGUGCAUUCCACCAGAACACCCAAGCCCUAUGGUUAGUCCUGUUCACAGUGCUGACAGCAGCCCCACAGCUGUGAAAAAGUUGCUAACCUCCUCCCAUAGUGAAGAUGAGGAACAGGAAGCCUGGGUCAAUGCUCUGCUGGGAAGAAUCUUUUGGGAUUUCUUGGGAGAGAAAUAUUGGUCUAACUUGGUGUCAAAGAAAAUACAAAUGAAGCUCAGCAAAAUAAAGUUGCCAUACUUCAUGAAUGAAUUAACACUAACGGAAUUGGACAUGGGAAUUGCACUGCCAAAAAUCCUUCAAGCCUAUAAGCCUACCAUUGAUUAUAAAGGACUUUGGAUUGACUUGGAAAUACUGUACAAUGGAUCUUUUUUGAUGACCCUCGAGACAAAGAUGAAUUUGACCAAACUUGGGAAAGAACCGCUGGGUGAAGCAUUAAAAUCUGGAGAAUUUGGUAAAGAAGGUUUCAGGCCAAGGGCAUAUUACCUUGCAGACAGUGAUGAAGAAUCUUCUAGUGCAGGAUCCUCAGAGGAAGAUGAUGUUCCAGAAGCAUCAGGAAGUGAAAAGUCUUUAAUGGCAGGAGCAGAAGGGUAUGGGGGAGGGCACCGAACAAGUAAAAUAAUGAGAUUUGUGGAUAAAAUUACCAAGUCAAAAUAUUUCCAGAAGGCAACUGAGACAGAAUUCAUUAAGAAAAAGAUUGAGGAAGUCUCCAAUACACCCCUCCUGCUCACCGUUGAGGUUCAAGAGUGUAAAGGGAUGUUAGCAAUUAACAUUCCGCCCCCACCUACUGAUCGUAUAUGGUACGGUUUCCGAAGACCCCCUUACCUGGAGCUAAAAGCUCGGCCAAAGCUUGGUGAAAGAGAAGUGACUUUGGUUCAUGUAACUGAUUGGAUAGAGAAGAAACUAGAACAAGAAUUUCAGAAAAUUUUUGUCAUGCCAAACAUGGACGAUCUUUAUAUUCCUCUAAUGCACUCAGUCAUGGACCCCCGCUCAUCUAUGUGCCCUAUGAAAGUUCCUGAAGAAACCGAAUUGGAGCAGCCAUGAAAUGUGAAGACUGCAGUUUACAGUAUUAACAGAUGUUGUUUUCAUGUUCUCUUUCAAAUGAAACAGUCUAGCUGAUUUUUGUCCUUGUGCCAUGUCUUAUUUUUUUAAAGAUAAGAUCGCUUCUGCCAAUAAUUGCUCCAGUUAUGGCUCUCUAUUGACUUUAGAGCAUUAGUCCCAUUUCUGCUAGGGUUUAAAACCUAGUAGUUAAUAUGCACUCUUCUGCAGUAAACUAGGAAAAGAAAAUGCAACUAGCAGCAAUUGAUCCAACAGAUUUGAUCCACAUGAGAGUUCUUUAUGGAUGUGCAGUAAUUCAGGAUCCACCCUGAACACUGACAGUUUGUUUUAUCCAGCCAUAUGGAACUUGUUUUCAAUAAGGCACUAACAUGUCUAACUGGAAGACUUUCUCCUCUCAAGCAGCUGGAGAUACAAAUGGAAGCGGCAUGUUCUUCACUCCUGCAGUCCCAAUAGCUUGUGUCAAGCAAAUUUGGAAUGGUUUUCUGGAACUAAGAAUGUACAUUAGAUGUAUAGGUGAUAUUGUCAAUCCAUGUAGAUUAUGCCUAGUAACUUAUUUUUUUCAUAUGAAAUUGAGUUUCUUGGAAACAAGUAGCCAUAUAAAACAUGCAAACAUACAGAAUUGGUUUUAAGGGAUCUUGUGAUUCUUUAGAAAAAGAAACAAAUUAAGAUAAAGCCAUGAGACCAAACUACAGUAAGCCUUCUAGUUAGUGUGUUACAAUUGCAGAAUUUGUGAUUGAUGGCUUUCGGAAUUGACUACACAUGGAAAUGUCCAAGGCCAUGCAUGUACUCAUCGGAAAUGAUUGCAUGGAAGGAGCCAUUCACUUUCACCAACCAGAAUGUUCACAGCUGUUUUUGUUCCCAACUAUGUAGUGGAUCCUCUUUUUAUCCAUUUAAGAAGGUGCAAAUCCUGAUUACAGCUCAUGUUUUUUGUCAGUGUAGCUAAAGCACCUUGUAGGCUGGCUUGGUAUCCCUGUGUGAAAGUAACAACUCCAAAGCACUACAAGUGAGAAUGGCCAAGAGAACACUGCCUUGCUGUUUUUCUGUAUGGACUAAACACAUAAUACUGAAUCUCUUUUGAACACUACAUGAGCAGUGAGUGUUUCUUGAUACUCAGUAUUGCCAACUACUUAUGUUGAAAGAAUGUUAAUUUAGUUUACAAAGAAAGCAGGUGAGCUAUGGAGCUCACUUCGAUAGUAUACUAGGCUUUACGUAUUUUUAAGAUUUUUGUAUGUUGUUAGGUUCCUGCGUCCAAAUUUCUCAUGAUUUGCAAUCUCUAAAUGAAGCUAAUUGAAGUUGUUUUUUAAAAGCGCCUUGCCUGAAACAUAUUUAAAAUUUAGCAUUUAAUAUAUUGAUACCAUAUUAUUUGGACAACUAUUUUGUUACCUCAACUCUGGGACCAUUCCAUUUUAUGUACUAUUCUUCUCAUCUCUCAAUGAAAGCAUUUGCCUUCCUCUUAAAUCUGCAUGUCUUAUUCACAGCUCUUUUUCCCCCCUCUGUGCAAUAAGUCAAAAUACUAGAUGCACAAAUAUGUAAUCAGUUAUCCAGGUUUGGCACAAGUAAAUUCACUGCACUUCGUAAUCAGACUGUGUGGGUUACUACAGUGGGCUUGCUUUGUUUUUUCAAAUAAACUUAUCCCAUCUCAAAAA